Molecule: messenger RNA, 693 nt
Organism: Tribolium madens (black flour beetle)
Lineage: Eukaryota; Metazoa; Arthropoda; Insecta; Coleoptera; Tenebrionidae
Exons: 3
Coding region: 91-666 (191 amino acids)
Source: RefSeq, a predicted model, not a curated record
GUUUCAAGUCAGUUCGUAAUUUAUUUAUCGCAGCUGACCUCSUUUAAUUAUCCAAUUAUAAUCUGCUCAUUUUGCUUGAACUCUUCAACAAUGGUAAAGUCUUUAAUUCUCUGCUUAAUUUUAGCUCUAAUAAAACACAAAGGAAGCACGAAUAAACAAGAAUAUUAUUGGAAGGAGUACAUCGAUGGGUUAAUACCAUCAGAUGCUCUCCCUGGUGGAAAAGAUUCCAGUGGUCGUGACASCUACAUUGGGCAAGCAUACAUCCACGGACACGGCCUCUGCAUUGUUCAAAUUUUUCCUGGACGAAUAGAAYUAGACGCAGCCUGGUGGGGUGUAAAAAAAGCUGCUAAUGAUAUCAAAAUUUUAUGUACCGAAAGUCCUGAAGAUUUUCAAUGGAUUUCUACAUCUAGUCAAUACUACCAUUUUAACACCACGAGAGUACAACCAGUACCAGGAGGGUACGAUUUUGUGAACAAUGAUGGUUAUUUCUAUAUUGGAAGAUUGGCGUAUCAAGGAUUUGUUAAAAUUGGAGGCAUUUGGUCGUCACAAAUUGAAAAAGCUGAUUUUUAUUUUGGYCACAACAAUYURUUGAKAAAAUCUAGUUUGUAUGAAGCGCUAGUCUAUAGUAAAUCUGCGGUUUUUAGUAUUGAUGUUCGAAUGAAUUAAGAUGAUUACAUAAUUUAUUUUCUGGUA